GAAUCACUGUGGUGGAGGAGUAAGAGAGAUUUUAUAGGGAAGAGUUACUUGGCCCCACUCCUCGAUUUCAUCUCUUUCAUUGCUUCUCUCUUAUCAAUUAUCAUUCUUCUUCUUCUUCACUGCUUUUGUUUUCUUUCCAUGUCCAUGGCCUUGAGAGAGAUUAAAACAGAGACCUUUUCUUGUUAAUUUCACAUAAAGCUCCAACCUUUACCAACAAAACCCCCCUAAGUUCACAUAAAGUCACAUCCUUUUUCCAACAAAAACACUUCUCCUUGUCAUCAAUGGACGAUGAUAGAUCUGCUCAUAGCUCAUUGUUCGGAGACUUAUCAACAGAAGAAGUCACAAGCAAGAUCAUUCUCACAGCAGUCAUUGUUCUCUUCAUGGCUGUUCUCUUCGUCCUUAUCCUCCACCUCUACGCCAAACUCUACUGGUGGCGAAUAGAUCACCUCCAACAGCAACAAGAGCAAGAACAAGAACAAGAAGACAACUCAUCUAUCUCUCCACCUGUAAUAAUCACUCGCAGACAACGACGUCGUUUUAUCUUCGUCCCGGGGCAAGACGCUUUACCCAACACUGGUGGGCUUACCUCUUUUGAGCUCAGUUCGUUGCCUAUUGUCUUUUUCAGACAAGACAGUUGUAAAGAUGGUUUGGAGUGUGCUAUUUGCUUGUCUGAGCUUGUCAAGGGGGACAAAGCUAGGCUGCUUCCAAAGUGUAGCCAUAGUUUCCAUGUUGAGUGUAUUGACAUGUGGUUUCAGUCUCAUUCUACUUGUCCCAUUUGCAGAAACGCUGUUCUUGGUACUGAGCAAGGUAGCUCAAAGGGAAUUAUUGAACAAGUUUCUGACAGUGUAUCAGAUGCUUUGUCUCAGGUUUCGGGUUCGUCUUCGGACUUCCCCACCAAUGUCUUGGUUUGGGGUCGCCAAGAUCAGGUUAGGACUAGAAACACCAAUGUUGGGUCUCAGGAAGAUGGUAAUGGUCUUAGUCAAGAGGCUGUUGUUCUUGAUAUCAAUGAGUCUGCAAGUAGAAGUCAAAAUGUGCCGUCUUCAUCAUCAUUGAGGUUUAUUGCUGAAGAGGAAGAGCCAAAGUCUCCAAUGACAACGAGGUUGAGGUCUUUGAGGAGGUUUCUGAGCAGAGACAAGAGAGUCUCUUGUAGCAAUACUAGUAGCAGUAGUAGUAGUAGCUCCAAUGCUGCUGCUUCUUCUGUUGAUCCUUGAAGGUUGUAUCUAGAGUCAAACUGUGUAGUGGUCACUGGUCUCUCCUUGAUAUUUGCUUUUGUGUUUAAGAGCUUUCUUUGUUACCCAAGUAUAUCAUUUUUCUAUGCCAAGAGAAUUUGAAACUCAGAGCUUUUGUUUUACUCAGAUUAACACAAGAGUCCUAUGUUGUUUUCUAAUCAAAGACGCAACAAAUGAUUGCAGAAACCU
Molecule: messenger RNA, 1418 nt
Organism: Eruca vesicaria subsp. sativa (arugula)
Lineage: Eukaryota; Viridiplantae; Streptophyta; Magnoliopsida; Brassicales; Brassicaceae
Source: the annotation of a GenBank genome assembly